Fusarium sp. VM40 is the source of this 1152-nucleotide messenger RNA. The record is from the annotation of a GenBank genome assembly. Lineage: Eukaryota; Fungi; Ascomycota; Sordariomycetes; Hypocreales; Nectriaceae.
AUGGCUUCGCCUCUCCUUGCCGCGCGGGCGGCCCGCAAGGCUGCUUUCAAUGUCGCUGGCAAGCGAUUUCUAUCUGAUAUCUCCAUUACCCGAACUGGCAAGCCUAUCAUGCGUGUUGAGGGUGGCCGCUGCGAGAUCACGAACGACACUAACGAGGAGCAACCAGGCCAUACUGUCACCGUAUUUGGCGCAACCGGUCAAUUGGGACGAUAUAUCGUCAACCGCCUGGCUCGUCAAGGAUGCACUGUCGUUAUCCCUUACCGCGAGGAGAUGGCCAAACGUCAUCUUAAGGUCACUGGAGAUCUUGGCCGUGUUGUCUUCAUCGAGCACGACCUUCGAAACACACCUUCUAUCGAGGCAAGCGUUCGACACUCGGAUGCCGUUUUCAACCUGAUCGGCCGCGAUUACCCAACCAAGAACUUCUCUCUGGAGGAUGUGCACAUCGAGGGUACCGAGCGAAUUGUCGAGGCAGUGUGCAAAUACGACGUUGACCGAUAUAUCCACGUCUCGUCCCACAGCGCGAACUCCCAGUCCGUUUCUGAGUUCUACCGUACUAAGGGUCGAGCGGAGGAGAUCGCUCGAAGCCUCUUCCCUGAGACCACCAUCGUCCGACCUGCGCCCAUCUUUGGGUUUGAGGACAAUCUCCUGCUCAAGUUGGCUGGUGUCACCAAUCUAUUCACUUCCAACAACAUGCAAGAGAAGUUCUACCCUGUUCACUCAAUCGAUGUCGGUGCUGCUCUUGAGAAGAUCUUCUUCGACGACACUACUGCUGGACAGACUUUCGAGCUUUACGGCCCCAAGAAGUACAGUAUGGAGGAGAUUUCUGUCAUGGUUGACAAGGAAAUUUACAAGCAGCGACGUCAUAUCAACGUGCCCAAAGCUAUCCUCAAGCCCGUCGCUGAGUUGCUGAACAAGGUGCUCUGGUGGCACACUCUAUCCGCUGACGAGAUCGAGCGAGAAUACUUGGAUCAAGUCAUCGAUCCUGAGGCUAAGACUUUCAAAGAUCUGGGAAUUGAACCUGGUGAUAUUAUCAACUUCACCUACCACUACUUGCAAGGAUAUCGAAGCCAAAACUACUACGAUCUGCCCCCUGCGACAGAGAAGGAGAAGAGGGAGGAGAAGAAGUACAUCCACGUACUGGAUGAAUUGUAA